This is a messenger RNA of Caenorhabditis remanei, 1989 nucleotides long. RefSeq lists its product as uncharacterized. The record is from RefSeq and is a predicted model, not a curated record. The coding region runs from base 1 to 1989 and encodes 662 amino acids. Lineage: Eukaryota; Metazoa; Nematoda; Chromadorea; Rhabditida; Rhabditidae. The transcript is spliced from 12 exons.
AUGGCUCUUCACGACGAAAAGGAAAGCACAAGAUUGCUGCUCGAUUAUGAGGAUUCAGGUGGUAGAGAACCAAGAGUUUUCAAGUAUUGGAAUUCCCGCCGACAUGCUAAUAUAAAAUCCUUAUCCUACCUGAUUUUUGCGUUCUCUGUUGCAAGCUUUAUGGUUUUAUACAUGGCAAUCAAUUGGAGGAGCACUAAGCAUGAAACCGUGUCCGUCCCGCCCGUCCUCAACCAGAUCCUUCCAAUUUUCACCAACGAAUCCAGUUCCAAUAACUACACGAAUCAAAUCUUCAAUGAUGGCUGCACCGUACCAAUAUUUGAUCUAUACGAUGAAUCCGAGAAGCCAUAUUUCAUCCCACAUGACGAUACUAUUGGCUGUGAUCCGAAUUUGAAACCUCUGACGGAAUACACGAAUGGAUCAUGGCGGGUAACUCAGGAAAAGGAGGGAAGGAGUUGUAAGGCAAGGUGCUAUGAGCUCCCUGUGCUCACCGGUCCUUUCUUAAUAUCCGAUUGGUUUCCACCGGGACCCACCGACUGUGAAUUUCUGGAAGCCGCGUGUUGGGAGAAUGAUCGAGAAGUUUAUGGAUAUAUCCACACUCAAAUUUUAGAAAAACCUCCAAAAGUCAUUAAGAAGGGCGUUCCGGAUGUAUUUGUGAUUCUUGUCGAUUCUCUGUCGUCUCGUAUGAUGAAACGAUCCUUGGCGAAAACUGUGAAAUUUAUGACAGAACAAUUCCAGGCCGUUGAUUUUCCAUCGUAUAGUCAAGUGGCUUCGCGUAGUCAGGUUAAUGCAGUACCUCUUUGGUUUGGAAAACAAGUAGAAGCGGGAACUAUGCAAGGUGGUAGAGAAAUUGAAGUGGAUUGGAGUGAAGAUGAGUAUUGUCAUCAUUAUAUGGAUGAUAAGCCAAAUAUGUUCAAGGAUUUCACGGAUGCAGGGUAUAUGACUAAUUACAUCGAUGACUGGUUUUACCAAACUCUUUGGGCCAAUCCGGACUGCAAGGGAUUCCAAAACUAUCACUCGGCCCACACGUUUUUUCCAUUUGUCAAAAUUUUCGAGAAAACAGACUUAUACAUUACAAAAGAACACUUGCGGGGACGGAUAUCGUGUCGAGAAUCUUAUUCAGCAGCGCUGGAGUUUUUUGAGCAGUUUACAGAAAUUUACAAAGACCGUCCAAAAUUUGUGUGGUACUGGUCUGUCCACUUGGCACAUAACUUUUUGAUGGGCGCUGAUCGAUUGGACAAACCUUUGCUCGAGUUUUUACAGGGCAACUCUGAAAUGUUUGACAACGCAUUUGUCGUUCUGAUGGCAGAUCAUGGAUGGCGUAGUGGGACUACUGAAUUCUAUGCGAGUGAAAUUGGAAACUUGGAGCAUCAUAACCCAGCGUUCAUGAUGUCGGUGCCUAAAAAGUAUCGGGAUAAUGGAAUUCUAGAAGUUUUAUCCAAAAAUUCCGAACGACUUCAGACGCAUUAUGACCUACGAGCCACCUUGCUGGAUAUUGUAAAAUACCAGCCAUCCUCACAAUUUUCUAACACUACCCUUCUAAAAAUCCCGGGUGAAAAAGGACACUCUUUGCUCCGCGAGCAACCGUUGACUCCGAGAAAUUGUGAGACUCUUCCAAUUAUCCAGGAAUACUGUAUGUGCAAGUCUAAGUCGAUUGACAUGAAAUACGACACUAAAUUGAGCAACCGUCUGGCUACCGCGCUCAUCACCUAUGUUCAUGAUACACUUGAAGAGUUUAAUGUGACGUCACAAUGCCAUAAAUAUGAGUUUGAUAAGGUCACCGCUCUCAGUAUCAUCUCGUUAAACGGUGCGAAAGCCACUUAUAAAAUUGUCGUAAAGACAAAGCAGCCUGCAAUUUUCGAGACUUUAGUGACGGAUAACGAGACUGGAAAACUGGAAUUUGGAGCAAUCGAAAGAGUGGAUAGAUAUGGGACGACUACUUAUUGUACCAAGAAGACUCAUUAUACACCGUUGUGUUAUUGUAAAGAAUAA